Phalaenopsis equestris is the source of this 3051-nucleotide messenger RNA. RefSeq lists its product as uncharacterized. The record is from RefSeq and is a predicted model, not a curated record. Gene Ontology annotation, molecular function: protein binding. The transcript has 10 exons. The coding region runs from base 44 to 2806 and encodes 920 amino acids. Lineage: Eukaryota; Viridiplantae; Streptophyta; Magnoliopsida; Asparagales; Orchidaceae.
CCCUAAUUGACAUAAUCUUCGCGGUUCUUCAUCAGGCGAUUCGAUGGGGAAGAGGAAGGAGCGACGCCUCGCGGCUAUGAGCGCUGCAAAUCGAAGAGUGAAGCUCGAUCUCCUUGCGGAACCCUCUGAGGAGGCAAACUACAAUUCUAUUAAUGAGGAAGCUGGUGUUAAUCAAGAACACGAUCAUUCUGCUAGUGCUCCUCCUUCACCAUCUUCGUCAGGUCAUAAUAAGGAGAAUCCACUGCUCUUACUUGGACAAUAUAGUGAUGAUGAACUGGAUGAUGAAGUAAAUGUAGUGCAGAAAGAUGCUGAUGAUACAGAUUAUUCAACGGGGUCAGAGGAAAAGGAGCAAGCAGUAGCAAGUGAGAAUUUAGGAAAUAACAAGUAUGAAGUUAUUGAAGCUAGCAUUUGUAAACGAGACUUGGAAGAAGUAGGCAGUCCUAAAGAAUUGAAGGCAAAUGAUGGUGAUGCUAUUAAAAAUACUUGUGUGGAUGUUGAGCAUAGUGAAGCUGAGCCAUUGUCUCAAACUUGUGAACCCAAGCCUUCUGAGAAUCAAGCUAAAGGUCAUAUUAAUGAACACUGGAAACUGGUGUUGCAUGAGGAAAGCAAUCAAUACUAUUACUGGAACACUACAACAGGAGAGACCUCAUGGGAGGUGCCUGCAGAUUUGGCUGUUGAGGCACGAAAUAGAGAUGAACGAAGUGUAUGUUCUGCUAACGAAGAAAGCAUUGCUAAAUCUAUUGAAGCUCAUACUUUUACCAAUGAAAACGUACAUACAGGAAUCUGUGAUCAAGUUCUUAGUGCUGAUGGGCAUGAAACUAGCAAUUUCAUUUCCAAAGAUACUGAGGGAUAUGAAAACAUGGAAUUGAGAAGCGCAAGGGCAUCUGAUAGCUGUUUAAGUACAGGACAAUAUUGCCUUGAUAGUGUUACCGCAUCUUAUAGCAAUUUAUCUGGGUAUUCAAACCUCUCAGAGCAUAUUGAGUUGCAUCAUGCAUUGAGUAAUGAAGAGACGGAUGUUAACUUGCCAAGACCAAGUGGUUGCUGUGAAAGUGAAGAUGCUCAUGCUUCUCAGCUGAUGAAACAUGGUGAAGCCUUACUGCAGAGGUUGGCUAUGUUAUACAGGUCUGCACAACAGUUUGAAGGAUAUGAAGGGAUAAAAAAGGAGAUUGAUAUCAGAAUAUCAGAUUGCAGAGCUCUUUCAUCAUAUGGUUCAUCUUUGCUUCCUUUUUGGUGGCAUAUUGAUGUACAAUUGAAGCAGAUUGAAUCUGCAAUUAACAAAAUUGAAGCUUCGAAUCUUGUUCAAACUGAAGAAUUCAGUGAUUUCAAUGCUAGGCAAAUGGCUCCUCUACAACUUUCAAAUUUAGAUGUUACUGAGAAGGAUCAUGAACUUAUUGUUUCUACUGAAUUUGUAACUGACAAGAUCAAGAAUGAAAAUGAUGAUAUCGAAAGGGCUUCUCCAGAAACUAAUCUUCAGCUGCAAGGAAGUGAGCAUCAACCAAAGAUUGUUCCAGAUGCCAUUCUGAUUUCAGAUUCUUCUUUUGCUGCACCUACAUUAGUUCAUAGUGCUGAAGAUGAUAUGGAUGUUGAAAUGGAGAUUGAUGAAGAGACUUCGUCACCUCCAAAAUCCAAUACUGAUUGCCUAUGUAUUUCAGAACAGUUGCCUAAUGAAUCCAUCGUGCCACCUCUUCCAGAAGAGGAAUGGAUUCCACCUCCACCUUCUGAUGUUGAACCAAUUCCUCCUCCACCGCCUCCUGAGGGUGAAUUGAAUUCGCCUGAGGAGCCAUCUGCACCAUUUCCUUCAUCCAAUACUGAGACAAUGAUCUAUCCAUUUCCAGAUCAAUGUAAUGUGGGAUACCACAUUCCAGCAUAUGGUUAUUAUUCCUCCUCAGUGGCUGAAGUCUCUAAUGGAAACUACUAUGGUAUUGCUGGAGGCAGUCAGUUCAGCGAAUCAGACCUACCAGCUUACUACGAACCUCUAGCUAGUGCUUCAUCAGAAUUGUCUUCUUGUGUUGCGGCAGUUGGGUCUGCGACAUACUAUGAUGUCGCAAAUGUGUCUAUUUCUUCUGGAACCGUUUUAAGUAGCAAAGAACCCUCUGCAUUCUAUGUGGAAUCCAGUGCUGUUAAUUAUCAGGAUUUUGCUCCUGUUAGUGUUUAUUCUUCAGUUGUCGAUCUUCAUUUGGAUUCUCCAGGAAAUUAUCUGCCCAAGGUAAGUAAGGAGCCUCAAUUAAGCACUUUACAGGCUUCAUCCAGCCUAUCAACUGUUCGAGCUUUAGGAGCUUCAUCUGGAAAUGAUAGCAGUUUAGAUCCUCAACCUCCAGUUGUUUCCAAGAAUCAAUCGAAAGUUGUGCGCAGCAAGAAGCGUACUGUUGCUGUUGCUCCAACUCUGAGGUCUAAUAAGAAAGUUUCCAGUCUUGUGGAUAAGUGGAAGGCUGCAAAAGAGGAGCUGCAUGAGGAGGAAGAACCUGAGAGUGCUCUUGAGAUUCUGGAAAAGAAACGUCAGAAAGAGAUAGAGGGAUGGCAUGCUCGGCAGAUUGCCACCGGGGAAGCCCAAGAUAAUGCAAAUUUUGUUCCUUUGGGUGGUGACUGGCGAGAAAGAGUGAAACGUAGAACUGCUAGAGCAAGGGCUGAAGAUGCUCAGACAUCAACCGCAACGGUGGUGGAUAAAGAGAAAAAACAGCCUGAUCUCAUUGAACUCUCAAAAGAUCUUCCUUCAGGAUGGCAGGCUUACUGGGAUGAUUCUACAAAGAAACUUUAUUAUGGAAAUCUCACCACCUCCGAGACGACUUGGAAUAGGCCGACAAGAUGAAUUUUUCUCCUGUUGUUUACCAGUGAGCCCCUUUGCGGAACUCCCCUGCUCAAGUAUUAUCACCUUUUGUGCUUGUGCUUACUGUUCCUGUGCACCAGUUUUGUAUUAUUUUAUUUUGACGUUUUGUAGGUCGUUAGUUCUUUUUUGAAAAUAUUUGAAAUGGAUCUCAGCGUGUUAAUAUUUAUAUUUCAUUUUAAUUUUUAUGUAAUGCAAAUAUUACCAUCUAUACAUGUUAUCCUUUUAUU